AUGAGGAGUGACGUCACUAGUGCUGUCAUUGUUAGACUGAUCCCACUGCCUGCAUACACAAACGCCAUGCUGUAGAUGCCUGCGCAAGACAGGAGACCAGUUUUGUUUUCAUUCAUCUGACAGCUGAUUCUACUUUCUGGUUGCGUUCACGCCGUUCCUACCAUGUAAAACCAAUUAUUUUACAUGUUCUAAAGCAAAAAUGGUUUACUGCGUCGCACCAAACUGCAGCAGUGAUUCAACGAAGGUGUUGAAAGUAGAUGGGGUCGGUUAUUACAAUUUUCCUCGCGACAAGAAGGCCCGAAAAGUAUGGGUAAGACGCAUGCAUCGUCCGUCUUCUUGGGUCCCGUCUCUCGGUGCGAGGGUAUGUUCGAAGCACUUCGUUGCCGGAGAUUACCUGCUGGACCCAGCCAUAUGCCGUGCGAUAGGAUUUGACCCUAAAAAACGCCUGUUGAAGCCAGGUGCCUUCCCUACACUCUUCAGUCAUGGUGAAGGCGAUGCCAUGGAUGGUACGCCUACGACCAGUGCGCCGCGGUCAGCUGUGCAGAAGAGGGCACAUCAGCAGGCUGUAGCAGAGGCGGUAGCGGGAUACAACGUGUUGUAUGGAGAGGAGGCGGAGGUGGCAGCUGAGCAGGAUGAUGGUUUUGUGAUGGCUGAUGAAGGCCGAUUUGAGGAGGUUGGCAAUCACCUGAUAGAGGAUGCAGUACUGCCACAGAGUUUAGACGAUUUGGAGGUUUUGCCACAAGAACACCCUGAAACCUUUGCCAUUGGGACACAAGUUGGCUCCUCAGUCUCCAUGCGGUUUGCCAAGGCUGUCCAGGUCAAUAUUGUCACUGGGUCUCGGAACAAAGGUUCACAGACAACCUCCUGCACCGGGGAUAUUGGCUGUCAGGCAGAACCAGAAGUCCGAGAAAUUGCCAUUCAGACAGAUCUGUUUGACAUUGAUGUGCCAGUUUUCCAAGGCUUGAAACCAAGUGAUGAAGACAUGGAGGAUGAAGAGGUGCACUUUCCAAGUCAGGAAACGAUGAAGACUGAUGACAGUGACGAUGAAGACAGGGAGCCAUGUGAAGAUGAUUAUUGUCAAGAAUUUGAUGACUCGCUCCUUGAUGAUGAAAAUGUAUCCGGCAAACAUUAUGAUUUCGACAAUGAGUAUGAACAGCCCUCCCCUCAAUAUGAGAGAAAAUUCAUUGUCUUUGAAUCAAGCUUGAGGCUUCUGUUCAUGUUUUGUCAAGUUUGCAGGGCACCAUGUCGAGUCGCACUCCGUACACUUGGCACAGCUGUGAUGGUGAUGGCGAUUUGUGAAAAUCAACAUCAACAGGAAUGGACAUCACAACCAUUUAAAGGACAGCUUCCCAUUGGAAAUUUGCUUUUGGCUGCAGGUGUAAAAAAGAAAAUGGACAAUAUUGCCAAGAAGUACAAACUUUGCAGGAUACUCGCAAAAUGGUCCCAAUCAGUGUCCAACCAUAUCUUCUGGUGUGCUGCCUCAAGUAAUGGGAAUGGUGACUUGGUUGAAGCAAAGUGGCUCUCCAUUCUAAACCAUGUUGCCGACGUACACGAUGGGCAUGGGGAUUUGUACCCAAAAUGUCUUCAUGGUCCUCUAGAAGACAGAGAAUGGAUCAAGAAAGGUAGCAAGGCCCACAAGGAACUUACGCUGAUUCUCACUCAAAAGAUAUUGCUCAAGGACAUCAGAAAGGUUUCACCAGGAGUACAGACUUCAUCUCUUGAGUCGUAUCACAAAAUUGUUGGUUAUUUCGCUCCCAAAUCCCGCCAUUUCUUCUAUGAGCCAAUGAAAGCAAGGUUACUGCUCGCCACACUCCACUUCAAUGAAAAUUCAAAUCGGAAACAGCGUAUGGGACAAGAUGAACAGCCGCAGUGGUCGAUUUCAUACCCCAAGGGGAGAGGAGGAGCUGCAGUAGCAAAAGAGGUCAAAAUUGAAUCAACAUAUGACUAUGUACAGCUAAUUCUGGAGGACCUGCUGAAGCGGAGAGAUGACCUGCCAUCUUACAAAUUGGCAAGAGAUGCAAAGGACAAGUACCAAGUGACUCAUCCUAUUCCAGGUCCAGUGUGCUCAAAGUACGACAAGCAGGACAAGAUGAAAGUUGUAGAAGAAACAAAAACGAGGUUUAACAAACUGUAG
Messenger RNA from Lineus longissimus, 2134 nucleotides. RefSeq lists its product as uncharacterized. NCBI's taxonomy places the organism in Eukaryota, Metazoa, Nemertea, Pilidiophora, Heteronemertea, Lineidae. The coding region runs from base 200 to 2134 and encodes 644 amino acids. The transcript is spliced from 9 exons. The record is from RefSeq and is a predicted model, not a curated record.